UUAAGUGUAUAAUCUAUGGAGGAGACAUCAUGGAGACGUCGCUUCUGUAGGUUGACUUUAUUUCAAAUUUAAAAACCGGAACGUACAUUUUUGAGCCAAUAGUAAAUAAAAUGACCGCUGAAAACGAAAGAGAGAUAUAUCACAAGCUGGAGGCGAUGAAGGAAAUAAGGAACAAAACUAUAACCCUGGAGAGACUAAAGCGCAGCAUCAUGACGGAGGUGCGCAGCGGUGAUCAAGAGGGGCGUUGUCUAGCUCAGUACAAACGCGAGAUGGAGCUGCUGCAGCAGGAGAAGAUGAGCCAUGUGGAGGAACUUCGACAGAUACAUGCCGAUAUUAAUGCAAUGGAAACAGUAAUAAAGCAGACAGAAGAGAGCAUGACCCGCAAGUUGUCGAGCGCGUCCCGUCUACACGAGGAGUAUCGACCGUUGAAGGCUGAGGUGGACCUGCUGCGGAGACAGUACCUGGGCCUGGAGCGACUCCCCGACCUGCACGAGGAGGACGGCAGCCCCAUCACGCCGGACCGGUUCCCGCGCGCCGUGCCGCCGCCCCCGCCGCGCGGCUGCUUCCCCCCGCUGGCGAGCCGCAAGCCGCCCCCGCCCCCCGCCGCCUUCAGGUCUGCUCUAGAACAAGAUUUCAUUACCGUCUCGCUGAGUACCUACUGCGCACGAAGCUGUAAAUAGUAGUUGUCAACACCCUAUACCCGAUGACCGCAGCUCCGUGAGCGGCUGGUCCGAGCUCGCGACUCUGUUGUCAUAUUUAACCUACUUCAAACAAGGAUGGAGUUCUCGGUUGGCAGGCAGGCGUCCAGGCAGCGUGCAUUGUACCUUAUUACAAAAAUUAAAUAAAUAUAUCCCGACUGACCCCGUCUCCUAUCUACCUGAUCCCACAUUCUACUAUAAUUUACUAUUAAUUUUCUUUAUCAAUGUUAUAUAUAAUUUCUUUGAUUUUUGCUUAUAUUUUUGGACGCACACCCGCACACACACACACCAAGCACAAGUGUAGCUAAUAUUAAAAAAUAAAUUAAUUAACAAGUAAUUGUUAUGGAUCGUUCGCGGACGUCAUUCGCACGAGAGCGGCCGCCGCGGGCCCGGACUUGGUACAUCGGAGCGUCACAUAUAUGGACAUUGUGUCCUCCCCGACGCGGCGGCAACACAACCUCUCACUUCAUUACAUUUAGAAAAAAAAAGUAACAACUCAGCCUCGCGACCCAAACUUUUAUAAAGAAUCUGGUUGUGUCGACCGGUUUACUGAAGCAACCGGGCCUCGCCGCCAAGCCGCAGGAGCGCGUGAACACAGUCCAACAAAGCUGUGGGUUACUGUAGUGUGAGAUGAAUCAAAAUCAGCGUUAGAAGUUUACUCAAACCAUAAUAUAUUACACUUAUUCAUUACUAGCGGCCCGCUCCGGCUCCGCUCGGGUCUUUAACAAAAAUUUCAACAAUAUUUGACGGUGUUGUAUUUUUAAAAAUAAAAGAACACUUAUUGCGGCAUAACUAUAAUAGUUAGACAUAUGCUGUCGCGACACUUUUUGUAAAUAAUAAUGUGUUCUACAAAGUCGUAGUACAUUAUUUUAUUCUAUCAUCAGUAGUUUUCGCAGGGCACGCGAUAUAAAGAAUAUAUUUUUAGGUAAUUUUUUUACACUUUGGGUUACAUUAUUGGAGUUUUAGUAACGAUCCCAAUUUUUUUUCAACAAAGAUUAUAGCCUAUGUCACUCGGGAAUAGUGUAAGCCUAUGUCACUCGGGAAUAGUGUAGUUUCCAAACAGUGAAAGAAUUUUUCAAAUCGGUUCAGUAGUUUCGGAGCCCAUUCAAUACAAACAAACAAUUUUUUUUUUUUUUUUUUUUUUUUUUUUUAUUGCUUAGAUGUGUGGACGAGCUCACAGCCCACCUGGUGUUAAGUGGUUACUGGAGCCCAUAGACAUCUACAACGUAAAUGCGCCACACACCUUGAGAUAUAGUUCUAAGGUCUCAGUAUUAGUCACAACGGCUGCCCCACCCUUCAAACCGAAACGCAUUACUGCUUCACGGCAGAAAUAGGCGGGGCGGUGGUACCUACCCGUGCGGACUCACAAGAGGUCCUACCACCAGUAAUUACGCAAAUUAUAAUUUUGCGGGUUUGAUUUUUAUUGCACGAUGUUAUUCCUUCACCGUGGAAGUCAAUCGUGAACAUUUGUUGAGUACGUAUUUCAUUAGAAAAAUUGGUACCCGCCUGCGAGAUUCGAACACCGGUGCAUCGCUCGAUACGAAUGCACCGGACGUCUUAUCCUUUAGGCCACGACGACUUACAAACAAAUCUUUCCUCUUUAUAAUAUUAGUACAGAUUACAAUACUAAUGAAAUGCCUAAACCCUUCUCAAUAUUAUAAUACAUUCUAUUACGUUACAUGAAAUAUAGUGUAUAGCCGUUGCGUAGCAGUGCCGGUUUCUUCGGCGGUGACUAAGGACCGGGAGGGUAUUGUUGACUUGCAGACAGCAGCCGCCGCCGAUGAAGUCGUGUCUGUCGUGCCACCAGCAGAUACACCGGAACGCGCCGAUCUGUCCGCUCUGCAAGGCCAAGAGUCGCUCCAGGAAUCCCAAGAAACCCAAGAAGAAAUAGUUCUCGAGCACACUGCGGAUCGCCGCGGGGACACUGCGGGGACCAGAGGGACCUCGCGGCGCCGCGGGUACACUGCGGGGACAGGGGGGACCUCGCGGCGCCGCGUUGCAUACGAACAUAAUUUUUACUAGUGGUAGGACCUCUUGUGAGUCCGCGCGGGUAGGUACCACCACCCUGCCUAUUUCUGCCGUGAAGCAGUAAUGCGUUUCAGUUUGAAAGGUCGGCAAGCCGUUGUAACUAUACUGAGACCUUAUAACUUAUAUCUCAAGGUGGGUGGUGCAUUUACGUUGUAGAUGUCCAUGGGCUCAAGUAACCACCUAACACCAGGUGGGCUGUGAGCUCCUCUACCCAUCUGAGCAAUAAAAAAAAACAUAAGUUUUCUUAUGUUCUUAAUUAUGUAUUUCGAACGCGUGCCCGUGGACAGCGCCGGCCGCGCCCCCUCCCCCCCAACCCACCGAGCGAUACUGGAGGCAGCCGUUGCACUUGUUUUGUUAACGAAGGCUCCGAACUAAACGAAUAUGACAAACGUGACUUUGAUGGUAGGCACAAACAUAGUUCGGUCUAGUGGGACUGGUGGUAGCGGUAGCAGCUGUAGUAGUAGUAGUAGUAGGCCGGAGGGUGAAAAGCUACUGCCGAUCCUCCUGUUCCUGGAUAACACGUUUGAUGCCGGUGAAGUCGCGGGGCGCGGUAUUUCAUGUUUUGGGAAGACAUUCCCUAAACUUCGUUUUUUUCUUGAUCACUUCUAUUAUGUAUUUAAUUUGAGUUGUAAAUUGAACGCGUGUAAAUGUAUGUAAAUAUAGUGUUUUUAUAAAGUUGAUAUAGGGAAUAUACCGUGUAUGUUGUAUGUAGUCAGCUCACUCGAGGCAAAUUUGUUUAGUGCCAAUAUUAGUGUAAAUACGUUUGUGUAAAAUAUGUAUGGAUUUUUCUUAAUAAAAUAUUCUUAGUGUUUAA
Molecule: messenger RNA, 3540 nt
Organism: Bombyx mori (domestic silkworm)
Lineage: Eukaryota; Metazoa; Arthropoda; Insecta; Lepidoptera; Bombycidae
Product: zinc finger C4H2 domain-containing protein
Exons: 5
Coding region: 111-680 (189 amino acids)
Biological process (GO): positive regulation of neuron differentiation
Cellular component (GO): nucleus
Source: RefSeq, a predicted model, not a curated record